Molecule: messenger RNA, 1790 nt
Organism: Coregonus clupeaformis (lake whitefish)
Lineage: Eukaryota; Metazoa; Chordata; Actinopteri; Salmoniformes; Salmonidae
Product: XK-related protein 6-like
Exons: 5
Coding region: 1-1770 (589 amino acids)
Biological process (GO): phosphatidylserine exposure on apoptotic cell surface; apoptotic process involved in development; engulfment of apoptotic cell
Cellular component (GO): plasma membrane
Source: RefSeq, a predicted model, not a curated record
AUGGCCGCUCAGUCUGAUGGAGGGGGAUGGGGAGGAACGGGGGAGGGUGUGGAGGAGGGGGGGUUUGAUGGAGACACGGAGGGAGACUGUCAGCCUCUGGACUCCGCAGCCAUCCACAUCUGUCUCUGUUGCCAUUCUGCUGUCUGCUAUUGGGGCUGUCGCUCCAACUGCCUGGGAAACCUGCUGGGGGAGAACACUACUGGAGGGAUCGGAGGGACCGGAGUUGGCGGGGGUAGCGGUUUAAGAGAGACUCGCUGCCCGCCAGAGGAGGGCCUGUGGCUGGACUGUUUCUGGCUGAUCCUGGCUCUCUUCGUCUUCUUCUGGGACGUGGGAACGGACCUACUUCUCGCUGCAGACUACUAUACCAGACAGGACUAUCUGUGGUUUGGCCUGACGCUUUUCCUUGUGCUGGUGCCGUCGAUAGUGGUUCAGAUCCUGAGCUUCCGCUGGUUCAUCCAGGACUACAGCGGAGAGUGUCUGACCACCUGGCUGGGGACGGUGGACUGCAGCAAGGGAGGAGAGAGAGAAAAGCUGACCAGGCGAGGGCCAGCCGACCAAAGAUGGGUUUAUCCUUGGACAGACCGGGUUAGAGCGGCCUCAGUGUGGCUGUGGCAGAUCACCAUACACAUUCUACAGCUGGGACAGGUCUGGAGGUAUAUCCGUACGUUAUACCUGGGUAUCCAGUCCCACCGAAUGAAGGAGCAUAAGGAGGCUCAGAGGAGGUUCUACUGGGCCAUGAUGUUUGAGUACGCAGACGUCAACAUGCUGAGGCUACUGGAGACCUUCCUGGAGUCAGCUCCUCAACUAGUACUACAGCUCUGCAUUAUGAUACAGCAGAACCGUGCUGAAACUCUACAGUGUAUAUCUAGUCUAGGCUCUCUUCUGUCUCUAUCCUGGGUGUUGGCUUCGUACCACAAGCUCCUGCGUGACUCCAGGGAUGACCAGCGUAGUCUGAGUUACCGCGGUGCCCUUCUCCACCUUCUCUGGCGCCUUUUCACCAUCUCCUCCCGCGUUCUCUCUCUCGCCCUCUUCGCCUCCCUCUUCCACCUGUACUUUGGCAUCUUUGUGGUGCUCCACUGGUGUGGCAUGGCGCUGUGGGUGGUGCAUGGAGGAACAGACUUCUGUAUGUCUCGCUGGGAGGAGGUGCUGUUUAACAUGGUGGUGGGCAUCGUCUACAUCUUCUGUUGGUUCAACGUCAAGGAGGGACACACCAGGGGACGCAUGGUUGCUUACUACUCUGUGGUACUGGCUGAGAAUACACUUCUCACCGGACUGUGGUAUGUGUAUCGUGACCAUGCAGAGACAGACAACUACGCGGUACCAGCGUUGUGUGGUGUUUACCUGUCCUUUGCGGGUGGAGUACUGGUGAUGCUUCUAUACUACAGCCUUCUCCACCCCUCACACACACACCCCACCCCGGCCUCAACCUGCUGUGACGAGCUGCUGUGGGGUAACCCCCUGCCCCCAUCCGCCCCGCCCACACCAGCCCACCUGGCCACCCCUUCCCACAGUGAUGACGUCAUCGCAGACAGCUGUCUGCCGGUGUUCCAGGUGCGUUCGGAGCCCCCCACCUCACGUCGUUUCGAGGGUCCUCUGAUAAAGAUUGACAUUCCCAGGAAACGUUACCCGGCCUGGGACGCUCACUACGUGGACAGACGGCUGCGAAGAACCAUCAACCUACUGCAGUACCUGACACCUGCAGCCGCAGGCAUACGAUACAGGGACAGACCUCUGCUCUACGAACUACUGCAGUACGAGUCUUCUCUCUGACACACAUAUACACACACAUA